Penicillium cinerascens is the source of this 1092-nucleotide messenger RNA. Its product is annotated as 3-oxo-5-alpha-steroid 4-dehydrogenase family protein. The coding region runs from base 1 to 1092 and encodes 363 amino acids. Gene Ontology annotation, biological process: lipid metabolic process. Gene Ontology annotation, molecular function: oxidoreductase activity, acting on the CH-CH group of donors. NCBI's taxonomy places the organism in Eukaryota, Fungi, Ascomycota, Eurotiomycetes, Eurotiales, Aspergillaceae. The record is from RefSeq and is a predicted model, not a curated record. The transcript has 2 exons.
AUGGGGGCUUCCCUCUCCACCAUUUGGGCCUCGCUGCCUUCUGCGACUGAAUUCUUCCCCCCAAGUCCAGCAGCCUAUACAAGCCUCCUCACCACCUUCCAAUACUUCCCUAUCUGCACGAUUUUGCAAUGGGUGCUGUCCUGGUACCCAGCCGGCAAAACCAGCCUACAGAGCUCCUUCUUCAACAUCCCAGGCCGCAUCGCCUGGUCCGUAAUGGAGACUGUCGGCCCCAUCAACCUAAUCUAUAAUCUCUCGCUGGGCUCACCGUCGUUCUCAGAGCUUCCAGCAGCGAACCAGCUGGUCGCAGCUCUUUACUGCAUCCACUAUUUCCACCGCGGGAUCAUCUCUCCCUUCUACUCGGCCCCGAGCAUGUCCCCUAUCCAUGCAUUCAUCAUGGUCAGCGCUAUGGCUUUUAACUGGUUAAAUUCUUCCUGCAUUGCGGGUUGGGUACGUGGAUACGCUAUCCCCAUGCCCGGAUUCAAGACAGAUGGCACCGGUGCACUGGCUUCAUUAUCUUCAUCAUCUCCAUCCUCGUCAUUGCCGCAGAUUCUGCCUCUUAUCGGUGUUGCACUCUUCAUCAUCGGCAUGGCAGGCAAUAUCUACUCGGAGACAACGCUCUUCCGCCUCAGAAGAGAAGAAGCCACGAAGCGAGCCGCGAAGAAAACCGACUCCCAGACUCCCGCGGGUGAUGCCAUGUACCACAAGGUCUACGUCAUCCCGCCUGUCAAGGGCGUCUUCCGGUCCAUCUUGUACCCGCAUUAUGUAUUCGAGUGGAUUGAGUGGGCCGGUUUUGCUCUGGCUGGUACAGCGGUGUUUCCUCUCUCUGCUUUUGCGAAAACAAAUGUCGCUAGUGCCGGUACGGGCAUCGGGGUUGCGCCUCGCAUGUAUCCUGCCCCGUGGGUCAUCCCUGCUGCCUGGGCGGCUGAUAAGUACGGUCUGCCAUUGCCGUUGCCUGCUGUGUUAUUUUUGACGAAUGCCGUUACAAACAUGUUGCCCCAUGCUCGCUGGGGGCGCAAAUGGUAUGUUGAGAAAUUUGGGGAGAAGGGCGUUGCGGGGCGAGGUGCCGUGGUGCCGUGGUGCUCGUGGAUGUGA